AGAGGACGACACAGAGCUGGAGACGCUGACGACCAGCGCUGUCGCGGAGCUCAAAGGAGCCAGUCAUGGUCGCUGCAACAAGUCUCAAAUCGUGAUGAGGAGGGUGGAGAAUCCGAACGGAUGUGCCCGACCCGUUUAGGGUCUUUUAGGCCUAUAAACAAACAAGCAAACGGAGUGGUAUGCCGGUAAAUUUCCGCCGCUGGCAUGUCACCAUCACCCAAGCCUCCCAUGGUCAGGUGAAUCCAAAGCCCAAAGCAAAUAGGAAGGGGCAAAGGUGGAGGAGGAGGACAGGUCCACGGCAAUGCCAAAUCUUCUACCAAACUCCAGUAGGAGACAUCACGCCGCACACGAGGGCCGCGCCCGUUCUUUUUGAUCGGUUUCGGUUUCUUCUUCUUCUUCUUCUUCUUGUUUUCUCUUGGAAUGUUUCGUGGUGGCCGCCGCACAAGGCGAUGAGAGGAGCAGCGAAGAAAGCGGCGGUGGAGGGGGCGUCGGAGGAGCUGGAGCGGCGCAGCCAGUACCUGAGCUCGCUCAUCCAGCGCACCAAGGUCAAAUCGGAAGCCGAUCAGGAAAAGAAGGAGGUCGUGGAGGCGGCGGCCAAGUCCGAGAGGAGGGAGCUGCACGAUCACUCCCAACACCAUCACCACCACCAGGAACCCCGUCAGCGGAAGCAGCAGGAGGAUGUGGAGGACAAACAGGAGGAGGAGAAGAAGGGCUUCAAAGAUGGAGAUGGCUUCGACGGCGAUCCUCCCCAGGAGCAGCGGCAGCCGCCGAACGUCAAGGUCAGAGCCGCCGACAUGCCCCUCGCAUUGCAGAAGCGGGCUUUUAAGUGCGCCCGCGAGACGCUGGCCUCCAUGCCCAAACUCGAGAGCAAGCGGCUUGCCUGCGCCCUCAAGAAGCAGGAAUUUGAUUCAACAUAUGGUCCAGCUUGGCAUUGCAUUGUCGGAACAAGUUUUGGUUCGUAUGUCACACAUUCUUUGGGAGGCUUCUUAUACUUCUCCAUCGAUAAGGUCUACAUCCUUCUCUUCAGGACAGCUGUUGAACCAAUAGAUCGUUGAUUGCAAUUAGCUGGUAGUUCUAAGUAUAGAUAGAAUGAAAUUCUGUAGCAGCGAAUGCGUGAAAAACGAUCCUGUAAAUUUGUAAUGCACGUGAAGACAUGUAUUGGCUAUUUUCUUUUUCUUGGUCUACUAAAAACACUGCUGUUGUGUCUUUUUCUUAAUGUAUUAAACUUGCUAAAGGCAUAGUUCAUCAAGUGCUUUGCCAAUAACCAUUCAAUUCA
This is a messenger RNA of Musa acuminata AAA Group (dessert banana), 1276 nucleotides long. RefSeq lists its product as uncharacterized. Gene Ontology annotation, cellular component: cytoplasmic dynein complex. Bases 180 to 1055 code for a protein of 291 amino acids. NCBI's taxonomy places the organism in Eukaryota, Viridiplantae, Streptophyta, Magnoliopsida, Zingiberales, Musaceae. The record is from RefSeq and is a predicted model, not a curated record. The transcript has 2 exons. Gene Ontology annotation, molecular function: dynein intermediate chain binding. Gene Ontology annotation, biological process: microtubule-based process.